AUGCAGAACCAGACAGAAGUUACUCAUUUCAUACUGAUGGGCCUGACAGAUCGACAGGAGGCUCAGAUCUUCUUGUUUGCUAUCUUCUUGUUCCUCUAUCUAUCAAGUGUGCUUGGAAACGGCGCUAUCAUGUGUGUGGUGGCGACAGAGCGCCGACUUCACACACCUAUGUAUUUCUUCCUCGGUAACCUAUCUUGCCUGGACAUUUGCUACUCUACAGUCAUUGUUCCCAAGACCCUUGUUGGCUUUCUGUUGGCCCACCAAAGGAUCUCCUUCAUUGGAUGCAUCACUCAGCUCCAUUUCUUUCAUUUUCUGGGCAGCAGCGAAGCUCUUCUUCUAGCAGCAAUGGCAUAUGAUCGAUAUGUGGCUAUAUGCAACCCCUUGAAGUAUCCUCUCAUCAUGUGCCGAACAGCGUGUCUUCUACUGGCAGCAGCCACAUGGACCAUGGGAUUCUUCCAUGCCUUGAUGCACUCCGUCAUGACCUCCCGACUGCACUUCUGCGGCCCCAAUAUCAUUGAGCAUUUCUUUUGUGACAUCAAACCGCUCUUGAGACUGGCAUGCAGUAACAUAAUAGUAAACCUCAGCCUCCUCAACAUUGUAACUGGGUCAAUUGUCAUGAUCCCCUUUGUCUUAACUCUUCUCUCCUACCUUUACAUCAUCUCCUUUCUGUUCUUGAAGAUCCAAGCACAUAGUGGGAGAUGGAAAGCCUUCUCUACCUGCAGCUCCCAUCUCACAGUUGUAGGGCUGUUUUAUGUGCCAGUGCUGUUCAACUAUCUCCCUCCAUCUUCAGGAGACUCCCCACAGAGAGACAUGAUCGCGACCCUCAUGUACAGUGUCGUUACCUCUUUUUUAAACCCCCUGAUAUACACCCUCAGGAAUCAGGAGAUGAAAACAGCCAUGAGGAAAAGCUUGGGUAGGCUACUGCAAUCUGUAAGGAGAUGA
Molecule: messenger RNA, 942 nt
Organism: Euleptes europaea (tarantolino)
Lineage: Eukaryota; Metazoa; Chordata; Lepidosauria; Squamata; Sphaerodactylidae
Product: olfactory receptor 12D1-like
Exons: 1
Coding region: 1-942 (313 amino acids)
Biological process (GO): G protein-coupled receptor signaling pathway
Cellular component (GO): membrane
Molecular function (GO): olfactory receptor activity; G protein-coupled receptor activity
Source: RefSeq, a predicted model, not a curated record